AUGACUGCUCUCGAAAUCACCGGGAAAUUACAGAAGCGAUUCAUGGGCGAUGCCGUACUGCUCCACUUGCUGGAUCCAGUGCGGGGAAGUCCCACUACGUACGGCCUCGACCGUCAUCCCCAUGAUAACGAUGUGUCCCGGGAGAUCUUGCUCAAACGGAAAUUCCUCGACUCUGUGGCCCUCCUAGCCUCAACACAUAAGGAUGGAGAUAGAGUGUCAGCAGCAACUAUUGAGGAAGGAUCUCCUGAAGGAACGAUCGUCCGCAUUGCCAGCAAUGCUGGGGUGUGCGAUUCGACGCUACUACGUCUCCAGGACUUGGUGAGAGAGCUCAACGAUGUAUCUGCUACGGCAACAACAUCAGAACGGAAGCCGGAGAUCCUGAGUAAAAUUAUCAGUCUCGAUAUACAGAAAAUCCGUCACUACUUUGCGAAGCUGCGGAGGGUUCGGUCGGAGACCUCUGACAUCGAGAACAUCGAAAAGAUCUUGCCGCAAUUGGCUUCGACAUUAGAGCCUGUUGAGGUUCAGCCAUUCUCCUUGUGGAUGAGCAAUCUCGCUGUAAUCACGGCAGUCUCAGCAGAUGCGUCACCUUCGCAGCUGAUGCCUCACAUCAUGUGGGCUGAGCAAGCAAAAUGGAAAUACUCGAACUUUCUUGAAACUGUCUUUUCUAUUCAAGGAACUCGAUUGCCGUCCUGGAUAUAUAAUAUCUACAAGCUUGGCAGGUACGCAGUUGCGUCGAGAGCGCUGUGUCAACUCGCGACGGAAUGUCCCGCACUGUUCUGUCCCAUGCGGCUAGACACCGUCCACUCUCCCGCAAAGCUCGCCUUCUCCAUACCGAGUACCGAACGGCCAUUGAGUCAAGUCCUUCGCAGAGUUGUUGGAGAUCGUGAGGAAGAGCUUGCGACUAGACUGGCUGCGGUAUGGAGUGUCUCGAACCCCGAAGUGCACUUCAGUGGGGCAAGUCAUCUCCGCCUGGCUGUGCAUGCUGAGAUGCAGCUUGUCAGCUUCUACGAUCAAAACCCCGAACUGACACCUUCCUUCCGGUUCAUGGGUGUGAGCAAGAAAAGCUGUUACUUGUGUCAAAUAUUCCUCUUGGGCCAUCCCUUAUCCUUCACAGUCUCCUCCUGCCACCAGAAGUUGUAUCUAACGUGGAGACCGCCACCAUCGGCAAAGGCGAAAACAUACAAGGCCUACAAGUCGAUAGUCACCAACCUUUGUAAAUCGAUGGAGUCGACGGCGCGACAGGAGUUGCAGGGGCGAUUGGGUAGUAACCGAUCCAUUCCACUGGAUUCAACGGCUGGGGUGUCUCUGUCGGGCUUGACAGACUACAACCCGAUGAGAUCCGAGGCUGCUCCCAUCAUUUCCUACGACACCCGCUCAACCGAUGUAUCUGGUUCUGAAGAUCAUGAAACAGCAGGCGCGCCUCUCAUGCUGGACGGUGUUACGUCUCCUAACAGCGACGUUGCUUUCGUGCCAACUCGAACAUCAGGUGGCCACAAACUUUGCUCGCCCUCACUUGUCUUUAACGUUGUGCGAGCUGAUAGCGUCAGCCGGCGGGACCUCAUUUCCCUCGAAGACAUAACAGAUUCCACUCGGAGGCCUUCGUGGCGGGUCUUUGUUGAGAUAUUAAGUGGUAGUGAUCAAUUUGGUGUUUGCUACGACGUGGAAAAGGAGUUUUUGACUGUCAAUGACUCCCUGCGGGUUGGAAACGAGCGUCAAUUCCACGCUUGCUUGCAAUUCUUGCGGAACUUGGACUGCCACAACGUUAGUGUUACAGUACAAACCUAUGCAUCGCUUGAUCAAUGA
Molecule: messenger RNA, 1803 nt
Organism: Diaporthe amygdali
Lineage: Eukaryota; Fungi; Ascomycota; Sordariomycetes; Diaporthales; Diaporthaceae
Exons: 2
Coding region: 1-1803 (600 amino acids)
Source: RefSeq, a predicted model, not a curated record